Molecule: messenger RNA, 1404 nt
Organism: Maniola jurtina (meadow brown)
Lineage: Eukaryota; Metazoa; Arthropoda; Insecta; Lepidoptera; Nymphalidae
Product: gamma-glutamyl hydrolase A-like
Exons: 8
Coding region: 298-1290 (330 amino acids)
Biological process (GO): tetrahydrofolylpolyglutamate metabolic process
Cellular component (GO): vacuole
Molecular function (GO): gamma-glutamyl-peptidase activity
Source: RefSeq, a predicted model, not a curated record
CGCAUGCGCACUAUGAAGUAUAUUGAUUCUAUAUCUUCCUUCUUACGUACAUUUUGCUUUUGGUUCAAUCAUGGUUCAAAAUAUAUCAGACGUUUUGUUUAAUGUUGGAUUUAUGUAUUUGGUGGAAAUAUACGACUUUUUAGAAAAUUCUUUGUGGAAGUUUCACGUUCUAAAACUUUUAGAUAUAUAAGUAGCAAUGUACUAUAUCCUACUGUUGUAGUAAACAUCCGAUCAACACGGUCCAAAACAUAGAAUUAGGUGAUUGGGAAUAUCAUUGAAUAUUGGUUUGAGUUAGUCAUGACGCUCGGUGCUUUACUCUUGACUGCCGCGUACUUUUUACACUGUGAAGGUGCUGUAGUGAUAAAUAGAGAUGUCCUCAAUGAUCGUCCGAUUCUUGGUGUCUUAUCACAGGAGCAAUCCUUGUAUCUCCACUCGAAAUUUCCAGAAGAAAAUUAUACGAGUUACAUAGCCGCCUCAUACGUGAAAGAUAUUGAGAAAUCUGGUGCAAGAGUGGUACCGAUUUUAAUCGGUAAAGAUCGGUCCUACUACAGGGAUAUCAUGGGCAAGAUUAAUGGAGUUCUCUUUCCGGGCGGCGCUACAUAUUUCAACCAGUCGCACGGUUACGCUGAUGCCGGUCAACAUAUCUACGAACUUGCUCAAGAAUUGAACAACGCUGGCGACUACUUCCCGAUUUUCGGAACUUGUCUCGGGUUCGAGCUGCUGCUUAUAUUGGCUUCUGGUCGCGGACAAAAGGAGAAUCGGAUCACAUGCCGCUCAUAUGAAAAUCGUCCACUUAAUUUUACGCAAAAUUUUCGCAAAAGCAAAAUGUUUCGGGAAGCAUCGGAAGAUAUUAUUGAUAUUCUGAAGAAUAAAGAUGUCACUGUAAAUGUUCAUCAGUUCUGUAUAGUUGAUGAUAAUCUGAAGUCUCAUAAUCUCACGAAAGACUGGCGCGUCACUUCUUACAGUAAUGAUGAAAACGGUGUCAGUUUCGUUGCAAGCAUCGAACAUAAAAGAUAUCCAUUCUACGGAGUUCAAUUCCACCCAGAGAAGAGCUCGUUCGAGUGGAAACUUUCAAAGAAUUACGCCCACUCCUUUGAAGCUGUGAAAGCGAAUAGAUAUUUUAUGGACUUCUUCGUGAAUGAAUGCCGGAAAAGUCAGCACUCCUUCGCCAAUGCAGCGGAAGAGAACAGAUAUUUGAUCUACAAUUACGAACCUCGCUUCACUGGUGUACUUGGCAGUUCCUAUCAACAGUGUUACAUGUUUGAGCCCAGAGGAACCGUUGACGAAUAAUAAACGUACCUAUACAGGGUGUUACCAGAAUACUAGCAAAAACUUAGUGAUAUCAUUAUACUACCUUAACACAAUCCAAAGCCAAUAACCAUUUGCCUUAUCUUGUAGUUUUAG